This is a messenger RNA of Paramuricea clavata, 8261 nucleotides long. Lineage: Eukaryota; Metazoa; Cnidaria; Anthozoa; Malacalcyonacea; Plexauridae. The record is from the annotation of a GenBank genome assembly.
AUGGAUAUGUUUGCCAAGAAGACUGCUUCAUCGAAAGAAUGCAUAACUCCGCAUAAAAUAAGUCUGUUGGUUUUAAUAUCUGAGCUUUGUGACAGGCUUGAUAGAGAGGAAAUAACUCCUUUUAGGAAACAUCAUCAUGCCCUUAUGUUGUUGGUCUUGAAUUUGAUGCAGGCAAGGUUUUAAUGUUUUGUAGUGUUUGCUUGCAAAGUAAUAAAGUAGAAUAUUGUACUAUUUUGAGGUGUUGCUGUAUAUUUGCAUUUAUACAGAUACAGCUCUAUUAAUCAUGGACAAUAAUCGCAUGCUAUCACGAACAAUCUGUGUCAGUGCAGGUAGUGCUAAUAAUAGAAAGCUGCAGACCUGAAAAAUACCAGGAGAACUUUGAUGUUUUGGGCCUUUGCUCGAAUUGAACUUCUCCUUCUAUAUUGUUCAUGCUAUACCCCUCUUAGCCCAUAUGUCGACACAUAUCUCAUAACUCUGGAAAAAAACAAACCCUAUUAAUUGACUUAAGCCAACAGAUUUCUCCACUUAAAGAGUCCACUUUAUAGGAGUGUGUACUUGCCAUAGGAUGCCUUAAAUAGCAUUCAGCAAUUAAUGAUACCUUUUUAUAUAUAUAGAUAGAUAGAUAGAUAGAUAGAGACUUUAUUUAAAGAGGGUGACACUUAAUAGUACGAAGUACUAAUGAACUUGUGGCCCUCAUAUAUUUAGACAACAGAUAUAGAAUUUAAUGAGCUGAGAAGAAAAUUAGAUGAAAUAGAUCAUGAACAAGCCCAGCUAUCUGCAUUGCUUCUAGACAGGUAUGGAUGUAUAACAUUUGUCAUAUUUUGUUUAGAAUAUUUCAAUAUUUGUUAGAAUGACACUGGUUUCAAUUUGAUCACCCAGAGUCAUGUUUAACUAGCUUCACUUUGAUUGAUUGAGCUAAUUGAAAAUUUCAAACUCUCCUUACAAAGUUAACAUUGAGGUUUUAUUUGAGGAUGAGUGAACAAUGUAAUUAUUCUUAGAUGCAAACAGCUGUAUAUACUGUAAUAAUAUACUGCAUUAUACAUUAACAUAUGUAUGUACACUCUUGAGAAAUUAUAUAUUAUGUUAGAAAAAUAUGUUGCAAUUUUGUAGGUUAAACAGUAUCAGUGAUGGAGAGUCAAGUUUGUGUGAUUUCUUUUUACAAAAUCUGGAUGAUCUUCUAAAUGUUGAAGAAGAAAUUAUGUUGACAAGAACAAGCUUCUUUGGUAUGCAAUAACUACAAUGAAUGUCCUCAAUAUGGUUCUUAAAUUGCAAGUCGUGUAUUCAGAUUUUCUUACAAUUGUUGCACAUAAAGUCUGUGGAUUCUUCUUGCCUCAAAAUUCUUGAAAUCUCAGAAAUCUUGCCAUUUUUUACUAAUUCCCAUACUGUUUCUGCAAAAUCUAUUGUGGAUCUUAUAGUUUGAAUCAUAACUUGAUAGAAACUUACCCAUUUGCUGAAGUUCCUGCAUGUGAAAUUUAUUUUUUGUAAAUUUUUACUCCAGGUCUUUUUGUGAGGAAGAUGGUCCUUCUCUUCAAUAAAAUGUCAUUUGGCCAAGUUCUACAUUUGACAACUUUAUUGAAAGGUUAUCUGCAAGCUGCCCAUGAUCACUCUGAGACAGCCACACCCAUGGAUAUGCAGCUAAAUGGGUACAUAUUGCUUGCACAGUAUAAAUACCAUGUGUGAACAUUUCAUUAGUUUAAAUUUCUAAAGUUUGCAACAUAUAUCAUGGUGUAAAUGGUAUUCAAUUUUUCAGAGAUUCGUUGGAGACCAAAAUACCAAUAUCAAGUCGACAGGCAGAAAACUUCUUGGCCAAACAAGUAUGUUUGUAACAAUGCUGUUACCCAUGCAUUUAAGGUCAUGUUAAGUUUGUGAAUCUCGCAGAAUUUGGCUAUAAUAAUUUUAAUAUCUUGUAGGCUGCUUUGCUCCAAUCUUGUGAACAAGCUGCUGAAAAUCCAACCAAACUACAAGAACAAAUUGUUACUAUUUUACGUGAUGCCCCAAAUCUCGCUGAAGCGGUAAAUCCGUGCUACUUUGCAACCUUGGUAUUCUGUCUAAUUCUAACUCUUUUUCCAUCCAUUUUCUUCAGCAUUUUGUACAGUACCUCAACUGCGUCAGAGUGGGAGAAUUCAACCAAGCGAUGGAUUGUUUGUAUCAUUAUUUCGACCGUAAACAAUGGGAGGAUAGCAACAAGUCUGCCGCGAGCAACGAGGGCAGUGUGGGCGCGAAGAAGGAUCGUUGUAAAAGAUUUUGUUAUGCUGCUUUAAACCUGGCGAUUUUACACACACAUUUUGGUCAUAGGUACUGAAAGCCUCGUACGGACAACGGGACAAGCAAUUUUUCCUUGACAAGUUAUAUUUGCUCGUGUUUACGGCAAAACAUUGACAAUUUUUUCUUGCCAAGCCAGCCUUGUUCCAAAGCUAGGCAUGCCAGAUUUUGGACAAGAAAUACUUCUAUGGUUUUGGCAAACAAAAGGGAAAUUACUUGUCAAGGAAAAUUUGUUGACUGUAUACACACGAGAAAGUAAACUUGUCAAGGGAAACUUGUUAACUGUGCACACGAGAAAGUAAACUUGUCAAGGAAAACUUGUUGACUGUACACACGAGAAAGUAAAUUUGUCAAGGGAAACUUGUUAACUGUGCACACGAGAAAGUAAACGGAAAACGUGUUGACUGUACACACGAGAAGGUAAAGUUGUCAAGGAAACUUGCUCGACUGUAUUGGGCUCAAGCAGUAUAUAUUUCCUUUCUGAACAGUAAAAGUGUAUAAAUGAGAUAAUUUUCUAGUGACUCUUCUUUUUAAUACUUUUAGAAAACAGGCAUUGACGGUGUUGCAAGAAUCAAUUAGGAUCGCGCAGGAAUCUAAUGACCACAUUUGCCUAGCGCAUGGUUUAAGAUUGUUGUAUAAACUAAAGCAAGAAGGAGACAGCCAAGCUAAACAUAUUCUUGACAGAUUCCGCGCCCGUGCAUCUGAACUAAAAUUACCGGUAAGUGACAAACUUGAAUUCAUUUCACAUCAAUCUCAAAAUAUCAGACAGGAUAGAAAUGUUUUAAUCUUCAAAUUUUUCUAUUCAUGAAGUAUCUGGAGUCACUCAGCUUGCUUAUGAAAAUAAGUCAGAUGAUUUUUGAGGGAGAAACACCGCCCAGGUACAGAAUUUUAUUUUCCGAUUACUAAAAUCAGUUUUUCCAAACUAAAACGUUUUUUAGCCAUAAUCAUCUCAGAUGAACUCGUCGAGUACGCAUCUUGGUUACGUUAUGAACUUUUAAAUAUUCCGUUUUUUAGAGUUUUGAGUAUUUUCCAAGAGUUGAAUCUUUUAAAUUCUGAGAAAGCGUUGUUGGACCUUGCCGCAACGACUCACAUAAAGCAGGCUGCUUGCUUGCAGUUCUAUGGUCAGAGGUAAUUCAAAUAAUCAGUGAACUAGAGAUUACUUUGGGUGCCAGAAGUUUCUCUAUUUAAUGCAAUUUAUUUCUUUGUAGCAACAUGGCAGUUGUGUACAGUCAGUUCGCUUUGAAUCAAUGGAAACCGUCGCUCACUGCAGCUCAUAUUGAUAAAGUGAAAGGCACGGGAAUGAUAAACUCGGAAGCAAAACUUCAUGCAAUAUGUUUCCUUGCUUCACAUAUGCACAGACAGGUAAAUAUAGUGAAAUAUAUCUCCGCACUUAGUUAUAGGUGCAUGCACGAUUUGACCUGGAUCUUACUGCAGAAGAUAGGCAAGCUGCAGUCAUCACAGCAAGAAAAUGAUGUUAAUUUUUUCUACAGGGUAAUUUUGUUGGAUCAAUGAAAUUGCUGGAAUUUGCCAAAAGUAUUUGCCCAGAAAAUUCAAAGGACUGUAAGGUACGAUGUAUUGUAAAUUAAACUAAUCUGGACUGGUUAGCUGAUAGCUUUAUCAGUUCUUAAACUAAACUAGACAGCUCCAUCACUCGUUUCAUGUUUUAUAUCAGAUAUGGCAAGCUGAGAAGCAAAGAAUCCUAUUUGACCAAGCUUUGAUAAUGGAAGAUUGGCAAACCGCUUCAGAAUCGGCAGAAAAUCUCAGAGUUUUUGAUGCGUUUGAUUCUGAUUUACGGUAAACGAUACAACUCAAUCCUUCAUAUAUUAACGGCUGGAUGUAGAUUUUACCAUUAACUGCAGCGUAUGUCGUGGUCAAUUCGAAACAAUUUUCUCCACAGGAAAGCAAGAUUAUUCACGAAGUUAAAACAGUUUCAAGCUGCCCAUGAAAUGUUAAGAAAACUGCUUGAAUAUUUAGAGUAAGACACAAAUUCAGAUUUGAAUCAAAAUGAUAACAUUUGUUAGAAUUUAACAGCGAAAAAUUGCGUUUCCAGGAAAAAUGCAGAAAAUGUUCAGGACGAAAAAUCUGUGGAAGAAAUGAAAGCAAAGUAAGUAUAGAAAAGCCGAGACUUAAAGUCUUGGGAUUUGAAGAGUUGAACUGAACUAUACUAAACUAACUUUAUUUAUACUGAAUAUAGCAUUAUCAGUUCCAAACUGUUCUUCCUAUAGAGGUCCAGUAAUGAUACAUGUAUUUAGAUAUUGUGACGAAGUUAAUAAAAGUUAAAAAUUAAGUAAAAAAGCCGUUCCUUAUUGAAUAUUGCUUUGAACAGUGUUACUAGAGAUGGAAAUCUAAACUAAACUAAAUUUUUACUGGAUAGCUCUGUGAGUUCUAAACUGUUUUUCUUAUACAGAAGAAAGCCUGAAUACCUGCAGAAAACCUCACAUGUGACUGAGGUGAAAUUAUAAUCAGACAAAGUAGUUGUAUAUAUUGCAAGAAUCCGCCGAGGAGUGUUUGAUAUUUUGUUUUUCCUCUUGGUUAGUGUCUACCUGGCGGUGGCAGAAGUGUUUAUUGCGUCUAAAGACUAUCCCGCCUCCAUGACUCACUUGCUCAAAUGUAAGACAAUCUGUGAUUCAUACCACAUGGAAAAUUUCUCAAUCAUCGCAUCACAACACAUCGCUGAAGUUCAGGUAUCUGUCGUAUAGACUCUUGUAUUCUAAAAUAGACGCCUGUAUUCUAAAAGCUCACUCACACUCAAUGAGUGGAGGUUCAAUCUGAGCUUCCCUUGGGUGUCAAUGCUGUUUUCAAAUAGCUGGAGGGUGAGUAGUCACAUAGUAAGGUACGACGCUAACCCUCCAGCUAUUCAAAAACAGCAUUGACACUCAAGGGAAGUUCAGAUUAAACCUCCACUCUUUGAGUGUGAGCGUGAGUGAGCUUUUAAAAUAUAGGAUCACAGGCGUUAGUCAUGCAGAACCUCUCUAAUAAUAAAUGCGAGACCUUCUUCUACUUCAUCGUAUUUCAUUUCCAGUUUCAUCUAGGCUUACCUGAAAAAGCUUUAUCAUCUCUUCGUCAAAUCAUGAUCAACGCUAUAAGUAAUGGUAAGUUUUGUCGAAAUGUUUGGACCUAUUAGAUCAGUGGUUUGGACGUGAAUAUAAUUUGUUUGGAUCAAGGCGUUUUUUAAUACCAUGGACUGACUGGUGGGUCAUUUGCCCCACUGGGCCCCUUCCUCUGCCCCACCACUGAAGAAAAAAAUGGCCUAUUGCCCCAAAGCCAGAGUUCUAGGACCUGUAUUGAGUAUGAGUUUAACAUUGAAAAGAAGUUUAAAAAACAAAAUUUGUUCGUGAGGAUACUUAAAUUUAUGUUGUGUUUGAAUGUUUAGCGUGCAAUUUGUUACAAAUUUCACCAUUAAAGCUGAGAUAUUUUAAAAAAAUGUGUUCUCAGAAUGCAGGAAAUGCUAUUUCAGAGACCCAAAUUUUAAAGAUUUCCUGAGGGGGGGAUGCCCCCAGACUCGUGUCUGCGGCACUAGCCUCACACCUUCGGUGAUCGCAUACUAUUCUGGGGGGAGGGCAAGGGAAAUGGGCCCCUUGGCGGUUUUGCCCCAACACUGAAGAAUCCUUAAAAAAUGCACUGGUUUGGAUAGAGAACUCCAAAAUCAUGGGGAGGACUCAGUGAAAAGGAGACAAAAGGGAGAUUUUGGGGAAGAAAUUGCCAGUAGGGGUGGGGGGAGGGCUUCUAUAAAAUGUUAUAAUCUUAUUGCGACAUGCCUAUCUUAUUGCCUAACGAAAAGCAACCCUGUUUGACUGUAUUUUAACUUAUUAUAGUUGAUUAGUUACCGUACAGAUGUUUGAAAUAGAAUUCAAAAAAUACAUUAAUAAUUCAUGAGGAAAACACAAAGAAAAAUCAUAAGCGCUUGUCGUAUAUUUACAUGUGAUAGAGAUUUCCCUUGAUUUACAUAAUCUUUAACUUUGAUUUUCUCGACUUACACAACGUAUUUUUUGAAAAUUACUUCGUCAAUGAACUCACUAGAUCGAUCGUUUUUGAAGCAAUUUAAAACAUUCGCAGUGCAUGUUUUAUCAGACCUAAAGCUAGCUAUCUAAAACAGUCUGUGCCAGUAUAGGUGUAGUCACGAUAGCAGACAGCUUACGUGGGAAAGAGAUGCUUUAAUACAGUUCAAAAUAUGGCUUGUUCACUAGGCUGUCAUUUCACGAUAUGUUGCAUGAAGUUACUCUUCACUCGAUGUCAACUUCAGCAAAGGGAAGACCGCAGUAAAGAGGGAAGAAAGUCAGUGUUGCUGUCAGUAUUACCAACUCUGGAUUUCAUAUUAAAAGACUUCAAACAGAUGUAUGCCUCAGCGAAGAUACGAGAUGUCCUCCUGUUUCAGGUAAGCUUGCAUGGUUUCAGUAAAUAUGUUCGAGUAUUGCAAACAUGCAUGGGGUUUUCAAUAAGCAACCGUGGUUUGUGUCUGGACUACAUGAAAAAGAUAUCUCAAACGUGGUGGUCCAGUGUAGGUAGUAUUCUACAAUAAGCUGCCGUGGUUUGUGUCUGAACUACCUGAAAAAGAUAUCUCAAAUGUGGUGGUCCAGUGUAUUAGUAUAAUUCUACAAUAAGCUGCCGUGUUUUGUGUCUGAACUACCUGAAAAAGAUCUCAAACGUGGUGAUCCAGCGUAGGUAGUAUUCUACAAUAAGCUGUCGUGGUUUGUGUCUGAACUACCUGAAAAAGAUCUCAAACGUGGUGAUCCAGUGUAGGUAGUAUUCUGCAAUAAGCUGUCAUGGUUUGUGUCUGAACUACCUGAAAAAGAUAUCUCAAACGUAGUGGUCCAGUGUAGGUAGUAUUCUACAAUAAGCUGCAGUGGUUUGUGUCUGAACUACCUGAAAAAGAUAUCUCAAACGUGGUGAUCCAGUGUAGGUAGUAUUCUACAAUAAGCUGCAGUGGUUUGUGUCUGAACUACCUGAAAAAGAUAUCUCAAACGUGGUGGUCCAGUGUAUUAGUAUUCUACAAUAAGCUGCCGUGUUUUGUGUCUGAACUACCUGAAAAAGAUAUCUCAAAUGUGGUGGUCCAGUGUAUUAGUAUAAUUCUACAAUAAGCUGCCGUGUUUUGUGUCUGAACUACCUGAAAAAGAUAUCUCAAACGUGGUGAUCCAGUGUAGGUAGUAUUCUACAAUAAGCUGCCGUGGUUUGUGUCUGAACUACCUGAAAAAGAUAUCUCAAACGUGGUGGUCCAGUGUAGGUAGUAUUCUACAAUAAGCUGUCGUGGUUUGUGUCCGAACUACCUGAAAAAGAUAUCUCAAACGUGGUGGUCCAGUGUAGGUAGUAUUCUACAAUAAGCUGUCGUGGUUUGUGUCUGAACUACCUGAAAAAGAUAUAUCUAACGUGGUGAUCCAGUGUAGGUAGUAUUCUACAAUAAGCUGUCGUGGUUUGUGUCUGAACUACCUGCAAAAGAUAUCUCAAACAUCGCUGCCAGUGUAGGUAGUAUUCUACAAUAAGCUGUCGUGGUUUGUGUCUGAACUACCUGAAAAAGAUAUCUCAAACGUGGUGAUCCAGUGUAGGUAGUAUUCUACAAUAAGCUGCCGUGGUUUGUGUCUGAACUACCUGAAAAAGAUAUCUCAAACGUGGUGAUCCAGUGUAGGUAGUAUUCUACAAUAAGCUGCCGUGGUUUGUGUCUGAACUACCUGAAAAAGUUAUCUCAAACGUGGUGAUCCAAUGUAGGUAGUAUUCCACAAUAAGCUGUCGUGGUUUGUGUCUGAACUACCUGAAAAAGAUAUCUCAAACGUGAUGGUCCAGUGUAGGUGGUACCUAUCUCAAACGCCUCUCGAAACAUAUACUAUAUUGCGCAUGUAUUUUUAAUAUUCCCCACAUCAAACUAUUAUAACAAAUUCUAGGCUUUUAUCUACAACGAGUUGGGUUAUAUGGAGAAGAGGAAUCAAUGUUCAAUUGAGUUUCGUUGUCUACAUACAGCAGACAGUAAGAUAAUCACUAGACGAGUUUCAUCAUUGCUAUCAAAUUAA